Molecule: messenger RNA, 2070 nt
Organism: Halichondria panicea
Lineage: Eukaryota; Metazoa; Porifera; Demospongiae; Suberitida; Halichondriidae
Product: carboxypeptidase N subunit 2-like
Exons: 20
Coding region: 11-1903 (630 amino acids)
Cellular component (GO): extracellular matrix
Molecular function (GO): protein binding
Source: RefSeq, a predicted model, not a curated record
ACUUGACCUCAUGAAUAUAAUUAUUAUGCACUGUCACUGUAGGGUCAAGAUGAAAGUGUCUAGCUUGUGUGCGUGUAUUCUCUUAGUACUAUUUGUGUGUGCUGAGGUAACAUCCACCUGGAAGCCCCCCACAGCUGCUCCAACAGUUGCAGCUUUUGGAGGAAAUCUGGAGCUCACGGAUGAGAUACCUUACAGCAGCAAGAAAGAGCGUGACAUGUUCUUCUGCCCUGAAAGAUGUGCGUGCUCUGUGCAAGAGAAGAUAAUAGACUGCUCCUCUAUGGGGUUAGAUCGUGUCCCUAAGGUUCCCAAGCACACAUCUAGAUUGUAUCUGCACAGCAACAGAAUAGAAGCUCUUGAGCCCACUGCAUUCAGCAAGCUUCAUAACCUGACCUAUCUGAUUCUGAGUGGCAAUGACAUCAGUGCUGUGCCUGUGGACUCUUUCAAGGAAUUGACCUCCCUCAAAUACUUGAUCCUCGACAGCAACAACAUCAGCUCACUAUCUGAGGGGAUUUUCUCCAAUCUACGGCAACUGGAAACAAUAAGUUUAGCAAAAAAUGCACUUAAGUUCUUGUCGGGUGGGCUGUUCUCAAGUAACGGCCAAGUCACCUUGCUGAAUUUACAAGGGAACCAGUUACAGAGAAUUGAGGGCGGUGCUUUUGAUGGCCUCUCUCAGCUCUCCACUCUUAACCUUGACGACAACCUCCUUGACAAGGCUGUGUUUGAAGAGCUCAAUGGCCACCCUCAUCUCUCCACCCUUCGACUGAACAACAACCGUAUCAAGUCUCUACCUCCUCCUGGACUGUUACUAUCCGCCCUCAAGCACUUGUGGCUGUCGUCCAAUCAGAUUAUUGGUCUGCCGGCACCGCUGAUGACCACUUGCUCACUGGAGACAAUGAUGCUCAACCACAAUCAGAUUAGAGAGUUGAAGCUGGGCACCUUCGGGGGAUGUAGGAACCUCACCAAGCUAGACUUGCGAGAGAAUGCCAUAGCUUCUCUACCAUCCAACAUCUUCUCAGGACUGACUAGCCUCAAGAACUUAUACCUCCAUAAGAACAAUAUUUCCAAUGUGCCUCGAGGACUGUUUAAGCAACUGCCUGCGAUACAAGCCAUACAUCUUGAGUGGAACCAGCUCACUGGACUGUCUCCUGGGAGCUUUGUGGACCUCCCCUCUCUAGACACACUCUACCUCCACCACAAUGAGCUGUCAGAGCUAGAGCCAGGGACUUUUGUGAACCUUAUAAAGUUACGAAAUCUUGAUCUUCAUAGCAAUCGCCUCACCUCUCUUAAGCUGAGCGUACUGAGUGUACUACACUCUCUGCAGAAAGUGCAGCUGGAUCUGCUCGAGUGCUCAUGUGAGCUCCUUCAUUUGGCGACGUGGAGUAAGAGACACCACAUUCGAGGGAUCACUUGUCGGGGAGAAGAAGGAAGGGUCACCUCCGUACACACACUGGGACAACUCUGCUCACUCAAACAGAAUAACAACCCAGCACCCAAAGAGCCGAACAAGGUCACCUCUCCCAGCGACAGUGCUACGCCCACCACCCAGGAUGCUAUGCCCCUUCACGAGGCUCGGGUGAGAGGACCUCAGAAGCUCCAGGAGAGAGAGACAACAAUUAGAAGACUGAACGACCCGCCCAUUAUGACAGUACCUAGAGGACCCAUUGUCCACAAGCCCUCGGCAGAAAGGGUAAUGCUCAAACUGGACGAGAUACAGCACUCAAUCAUACAGCUGCAGUUCAGACUGGCUCAUGUUGAGACUCUAUUAGACAAAAGUGUGGGUGCACGCAGGAGACGAGUGUGCAUUCACGAGGGGACUCGACUGGAGGUAGGUGACCAGUGGAUGAGUGGGAGGAGCUUCUGUUCCUGCUCAGAGGCUGGGAGUGUAGAGUGCUCACUGGGCUGAGUACAGGACACAGUGUGUGUGAAUCACGAACAAGUUUAGACUUUGUCUCAUUUUUAAUCACUUGUUUCAGCUUUAAUAUUAUUUUUAGGAGUACGUAAUGAUAUGUCUACUCCUGGUGUUUUGUAUGGGCACUUUCUGUUUUGAUCAGUAACAUUUGAUAUGGCCAG